UCAAAACAGAUAUUGAGACAACUGGAGGGAAAAUCCCAACGCUCCUGAGAAAAAGGAAAAGGAAAAAAAAUGCAAAUGCUCAGAAGGCGUCUCAGGUUAAUCUCUUCUUCAGAUGAAGAAGAAGAAGAAGAACAGCAGCAAGCACCUGCUGCGAGUCACGAAGCUGUUACUCCAGUCUCUGCUAACCCUAACACCGCUGAGCCUCUCCCAGUUGACAUCUCCGAUGAUGAUUUCGUCGACGUCUCCGAAAAUUUCUCGACACCGUCUCCUCCACCUGCGCAAACUUCCGGCCAGUCCUUCCAGUCGUCGUCCUUCGAGCGGCCUAGUUCCGGCUCUAUCUCCGGCGAAAGCUCCAAUCCGAUCGGCGACUUUCUUCGGGGGCUUGGGCUGUGUUUGCGGAGAGAAUGGUUGGAUUCUUGCAUUCGCGGUCUCGAAAUUUCUGUUCCUGGCUUUGCGAGUUUGGAUGUGGCUGGAAAAGCGAAGCUCUGUUUCGAGCAGUUUCUGUGUUCUGACAUGAAUUACUCUGGUGCUGGUGUUCUUCCCCAAAAUGUUGAUUCGAUGCAUCUUGUUGAUCUCGCAGGGCCAUUUGUGUUGCAGGUAGAUGAGAUAGUUAAUAUCAGUGCUCCUCUUCGAGGCAGGUAUCAAAAUGCAGCUUCUGGUAUUAAAAGGUGCCUCAAAUUGUCCAUGACCGAUGGUGUUCAGCGUGUGUUUGGCAUGGAGUACAGACCUAUCAAAGAUCUUGAAGUUUUGGCUCCUGCUGGAUUGAAGAUUGCCAUCUGUAAUGUAAAUAUACGACAUGGACUUUUCAUGUUGGUGCCUGAGGUUUUUGAGAUUCUAGGAGGAUCGGUUGAGGAGUUGGAAGCAGCACGACAAAGGCUGGUUCAUGAAGUAAAUAAACCACCUAGAGGGAAAAGAACAAAGAAUGGUGUCGUUCCUCCUUUAGCAACUAGAGCUACUCUUGCAGCAUGGCCGUCAAGUGGUGUUGGUGUUUUUGGGCGCACAAAUAGUUCCACAUCCCAAGGUGCUACUCCAUUUCAGGCGCAUGAUCAUGGUGCUACUUCAGUUGCUCCUGGCAUUGGUGUCAAUGAAAGGUCUACAGAAGAGUUCAAUGUUGCUGUUAGGAGGGAAAAUGCCGUGCCUAAUCCAUCAUCUAACAAUGUUAUGGUUGUUGAAGAGGUCGAUAUGGUUACUGAUUCCAUUGCUUCAGCGGCAGUCAGCAAUGAUACUGGUGAAAGGAUGAGGGAAGAGCAUACCGUUCCUGUUUGCAGGGACAAUGCUGUGCCUAACCUGUCCUCUAAUGCUGUUUCAGAUGCUGAUGAGGUCCAUAUGGUUGCUGUUCCCAUAACUGGGGAAAAUGAUGUACCUAACUCAUCCCAUAAUGCUGUUUCUGAUGUGGAGGAGAUCCCUAUGGUUGAUGAGGCUGACCACCCACUGAUACUAAAUGGAGAGAGAGAGAUCCCUUUCACUUACUUAGCUAGUUUGUCGGCCAAGUGGGCUGGAAGGAAGGAGAAAGCACCUUUUGUUCAGGGAAAAAUUAAGUGCUUCUUGACUGGUGUAAAGGGAUUCCAAUAUAAGCAAAGGACUACAUUUGAUCUUCGGGUUUAUGUUGAUGAUGGUAGCCUCAUCUCUGAGAUCCUUAUUGAUCACAAUGUUGCACAGCAAGGAAUAGGUUAUUCUCCUAAGGAGGUCACUGCUGCUCUUGCUUCUUCAGACGUGAAAAUAGUUAGUGGCAUGAAGGACACCCUGAAACAGUUCCAAAUUUUCUUAGCGAAUUUUGAGGGUACAAUGGUUGUAGAGAUAAAUGAAACCUCUCCUCUUCCAAUUGCCCUUGAGAUGGUGCAGGGCUGUCCAGCAUCUGAUGCAUGGUUGCUUCUGAGAAGACUGAAGUCCUUCACUUCUAUUCAAGCACCACGGAAUUCCCCCUUGGAGCCCAUUGAUCUAUCCCCUUGAUGAACUCAAUCCAUGCAUUUGAGUAACAGGAUUUUUCUUUGGGAUGACUCUUGAGAUGCAUAGUUCAUAACCCAGUUCCGAAAACAAGCUGCAAGGGCAUUGAACUUGUUUGAUGAAAAAUGCUCACUAGAUUGCCUGGUUGCUUAAGCUAUUGUCUCGGUUGAUUCUUUGCAUAUAUAAACACUGCUACGAGAGGGUGAAUUUUGAAGGGAGCUUGCAUGUCAUGACAUUCCUUUAAUUUUCUUGGAGUAUUUAUUGAUUGGUUCUAGUCGGAAUUCAGGUCCAAAAACAAUUGGUAGACUCAUUCAAAUUUUGAGAUCAAUUCGGAGCAGUUCACCUAAUGCAGUUUGGUUGGCAUAUGGAGGAGAACAAGACACAUUGUUUACUCUGAAAAUGUGCCCUUGAGGCCUAGCUCAAACAGUAAAGAGAUGGGGAGCAUUUGUGGGAGAUUCCAGGUUCAAGUUGCAAUGGGGGCAAAAUUUACCUAUUAAAAAAAAAAAAUGUUUACUCUGAAAAUGUGAAUCAAUCGGAUAUCAGUGGGGAGACCAUCCAUGAGAUUGCCAAGGAGAAGAAAAGACAAUUUUCUUGUCAUCAACUAAAUAUAGCUGCACCAACCAGGGAGCGCUAUCAAAGGCCCUUUUUUUGUCAAUCUACUAAAGUAAUCUCAACACCCUCAUUUGUUAACCAGGUAUUUUUCAAACUCAACUUGAGUUCAGAUGCUACAUUCCCUGUGUUGUUGUAUACCAAAGAAUUUAACAUCGAGAGUUGUCCUCUGGUAAAGAUCAUAGCAUGAUUCUGUAUGAUUUGCUGAUAGACUGGAUACAAGGCAUGAUUAUGGGCCUAUGCCUUGGAUAAGUAUAAGGAAGUUGAAUAAUUGUUCCCAAUAUGUGAUCUUAUUCUUUCAUAUUAAUAAAUUUCGUUUUAUGUAA
Messenger RNA from Vitis riparia (riverbank grape), 2879 nucleotides. Its product is annotated as recQ-mediated genome instability protein 1. Gene Ontology annotation, cellular component: RecQ family helicase-topoisomerase III complex; nuclear body. The transcript is spliced from 8 exons. The record is from RefSeq and is a predicted model, not a curated record. The coding region runs from base 70 to 1950 and encodes 626 amino acids. Gene Ontology annotation, molecular function: nucleotide binding. Lineage: Eukaryota; Viridiplantae; Streptophyta; Magnoliopsida; Vitales; Vitaceae. Gene Ontology annotation, biological process: resolution of meiotic recombination intermediates; double-strand break repair via homologous recombination.